GUUGAUACUUCCUUGCUGCCGUGUGCUGCCACUAGAUCAACGCGUGAAUAAUGAAUCCGGUGCUGUGUGACUUCAUUGCCGGUUCCUUCGGUGGUGCCUGCGGUCUGCUGGUGGGUCAUCCGAUGGACACAAUUAAGGCAUGGCAACAGAACUCAAACUACGGCAUGGGCAGCGCAAUGUACAACAUCAUCAUACGCAACAACGGUCUGCGAGGCUUCUACCGUGGAAUGUACUUCCCGCUCCUUUCCAACGGUGCGCUCAACUCGGUCGUCUUUGCCGUCUACGGUUCCCAUUUGCGCUAUCUGCAGAAGCAUACACGUUCGGAUAGGUUGCGGAAGGCGUACUGGAGGAAGCAUGUGUUUUUCGCCGGUUCUAUGGCCGGUCUAGCACAAGUGUUUCUGGCCUGCCCGAUCGAAGUGGUAAAGGUGCGACUUCAGACACUAUCCUUCAUUGGACAUCCCUGGGCCUGCCUGAAGGACAUCUUCCGGCGCGAAGGCUUCUCGGGGAUUUACCGCGGCAUUACGCCGAUGAUGUUCCGGGACGUGCUGCCGUACGGUGUGUACAUGUACGUGUACGAGUACAUGCUGGAGAUUGAGGAACGAUUGCACCGGCUCAGCAAGGAGCGGCUUACUGGUGUCCCGGUCGGGGGCGCACUGCAGGCAUCGCUGAUCGCAACGGCCGGGGCCGUCGCCGGCGUUGCCUCGUGGAUGUUUAUCGUACCGUUCGACGUCGUGAAGACGGUAAUGCAGGCAGAGACGGACCCUACCGUACACAAGAGCAUGAUGCACUGUUUCCGAUCGAUGAUAAAGAAAUAUGGGUGGCGUUCGCUGUUCCGUGGCAGUUUGGUUAUCAUUGCCCGUGCUGCACCGGUCAAUUCGGCCACCUUUCUCGGUUACGAGUACUGUUUGGAAAAGUGUCAACACCUUUUGGAUGAAAAGUGAAUUGCUGCUACUUUUAAUGAAUGCGUGUGGAUUCAUAAGACGGAAUCGGAUGUCCCACAUCCGGUAUAAAACCCGCUCCAAGCAAUGGAGGAGAGGUAAAUGAUUGGGACAAUCUCGUGCAGGAAGUGUACAGCUUGUAGAAACUUAUAAUUUUUAGAUUAUGUACAAUAUGUUACGUUUAAAAUCAAUCCAAAUAUGUUAAGUAUUCGCUAUAAGAAAAUAUAUUAUCAUUAAAGAAAAAAAGUAAUCGAUAUGUUUCUUUCGCCGAUAAGCUAUAAGACUUUCGCCAGGGCGUAAGCGACGGGACGGAGCAUAAAGCGGAAUAGAGGUCGUUGGAUAGGAUACUAGCAAUAAAGCAAUAUUUGGAUGGGGUAAUGCCGGACUUCAAUAUGCUUAAGCCCAAGAAGACGACAGCGGAUAGGAUAUGGAGGGAAAGCCUGUUGGGAACGAAAUGCUUCCUGAGGACUAAUAGUCUGGUAAUUGUUUCCUAACUUGAUAUGUGUGUAAAGGAAUAGAGUUUAUGCAAUUUUUUAUUCUAUUCAUUUAAUUCAUUUAUUACUUCCACAGUAUGCCUUUAAGGCUAAUAAUUAAUAAUAAUUAAUUACAUUAAUUCAAGAAUUUCGAGAAGCAAAAAGCAACAAUUAUAUAAAAGAAUGAAUUGAGACUAAACAAAUCAUCAACUUUUAUACACAAAAAGAAAAUAUAAGGAAAUAAAUAGAAAGAUCAGGAAGAUGGAUGAAACGUAAGAGCAUGAGAGCAGGAACAACUUAAGUAGUAGUUGAAGUCGAAGAGAUCAUGAUAGUAGUUAAACCAUGUGAAACAGGAUAGAAAAGGAUCAUUAUUACAAUGUAUGUCGCGUUUCUACGUAUAGAGGAGGACGGCAACAGAGGCCACGAGAAGCUACAUAUAGACAAAUAGAGGCAGGAGUCAAUCACAUGUCGUCGAUCGGACAGGGAGGUACUUGCGUAGAACAAAAAAUACAUCUAAAUGAAACCCUGGCGAAAUGUCUUUGAACAUUUACUGAUCUAGUCUCUCCCUCAAUACUUUAAAAGCUUCAUACAAUGCUAGCAUACUCCAAAAUUAGACGAACUAAACUGCAGUA
Anopheles merus is the source of this 2043-nucleotide messenger RNA. Its product is annotated as solute carrier family 25 member 45. Gene Ontology annotation, molecular function: high-affinity L-arginine transmembrane transporter activity. Gene Ontology annotation, cellular component: mitochondrion. The transcript is spliced from 6 exons. The record is from RefSeq and is a predicted model, not a curated record. The coding region runs from base 51 to 941 and encodes 296 amino acids. Gene Ontology annotation, biological process: mitochondrial L-ornithine transmembrane transport. Lineage: Eukaryota; Metazoa; Arthropoda; Insecta; Diptera; Culicidae.